Molecule: messenger RNA, 2869 nt
Organism: Nilaparvata lugens (brown planthopper)
Lineage: Eukaryota; Metazoa; Arthropoda; Insecta; Hemiptera; Delphacidae
Product: growth arrest-specific protein 1
Exons: 4
Coding region: 580-1416 (278 amino acids)
Biological process (GO): regulation of cell cycle
Source: RefSeq, a predicted model, not a curated record
ACUCAAUCGAAAGAGCAAGAGGUCCAUGCCCAGAAGAAAGAAGGGCAAAGGUAGAGAGUAGAAGAAGACAGAAGAUGGGGGAGAAGUGAGAAGAAAGAAGACACAACCAAACCAGAACCAGACUCGGCGUGCCAUCUCGUACCCAUCAAACGUAGGCCGCUGCUACAAGGCAAAGGAACUGAACAUAACCAAACCAAAACCGACCAGUAGAAGUCGAGCUCUCGUGCGAGUAGGUUCAGUGUAGUGCUCCGUUCGCCCCACAACUUAAUCGGUCAGUGAUUGAGACAUCAUCGUACGUGUAUCAUUUCAUUUCCUCCUUUCAUCUAGACUCCCUAACCAUGCUAGUAGUUACUCAAUUUUCGUUGGCAAAUCAUCUUUUAGUAAUCUUGGCGACGCAUUUUUAGAUUCGAUUGUAGUCCGGUGUGUUUGUUUAUGGGCUUCGAUAGUGUUGUGCUUGUGAAAACAAUCGUUUGGCGUUGUCUUGUUUGCAUCCAGCUUCUGAAUUGAUGAGCCACGUGUGAGACCGUCGACCUGCCUCCGUGCUCUCAUGCUCCAAGGCCUUCAUACCACGUUAAGGUGAUGGUUGCGUGGCGGCCGGACGCGACUGUAGCGCUGCUAGCUGUGCAGCUGCUAACCACUGUUGUGAUGACAGUGGCAUCGGCUAAGGAGGACUCCAACAACCACCAGAACAGCAGCAGCUGUGAAGCAGUGCGUCUCAAGUGCAUCUACAACGCUGGCUGCUCGAUGGCGCUGCGCAACUACAUGUACGGCUGCUCGGCAGUGAUGAGCGCAGACCCGCCCUACCAGCACUGCCCCGAGCCGUGUCAGCUGUCGCUCAUCGCACUCACCUCCACCGAUGACGGGCGCCGGCUUAUGACGUGCCACUGCAAAGAGGACGACACGUACUGCAAGGCAUCGAAGGCGCGCAUCGAAGUGUGUCGUCCGGGCGUAGAGCAUGCGCACCUCAAGGAGACGACCGUGUCGUGCCAAGUCGCGCAGCAGAUCUGCGCGGCCGACACGCAGUGUCUGACGGCAUUCGAAUACUACCACAGCUAUUGUCGCAGCAUGUUCAUGGGCCGCAAGUGCUCCUACCGCUGCAAGAACAGCAUCUCCAUCCUGCGGCGUCAGCAGAAAGCGGCCAAGCUGGACACGUGCCUGUGUGACGGCCAGGACAAGGAGAGGCACGAGUGCCGCAAAGUCCGGACCAACAUGGACAAGUUGUGCUUUCGUAAAAGCCAUCAUCACAACUCGACAACGUCGACGUCGACCGAGCAGCCCAGUGCCAACGACGAGACCAAUGAUGUCGUCGCCGCUGCAGCUGCCGCCAAUGCGUCAACCGUCACUCAUUUAUCAGUCCAAGUCCUAUUGUUGUGUCUCCUAUUGACGAGGCUCUCACUAAACGGCUCGGCUUCGUGACACUUGUUAUUAGGAUAAAAGACUAUUGAAAAUUAUUAGUGAUAUCGACUUCCAAUUUUAGAUCUAAGAGGUCUCUUCUCUGUAAGUAAAGUAUCAACUACCUCAACCUGCCGAAAUGUGCAUUACUUUUGAUAUUCUUCGUUAUCCUAACUGUAAACCUAAGGGUUCCUCUCCUAGAAACCAAACAAAGAUUUCAUUUAAUUUACAUCUACAAUACUCAUUUUAGUACUAUACUUAGUUACCAAUAGAUUUGUUACUAUACUUUCUAGCAAUAUUAUUUUGCUGAUUUGUUUUCAAAAGAACUUCAGAUCUAUCUAAAUUAUGGAAUAUUAUUUCAUCCUUCAAGAAUAAUAUAACUUGUAUCAUUACAUGCAGAAUCAAUCAAUCGAAGUAAUACUCGAUUAAUGAUUUUCUAUGGAAACUUAUAAAAGUAAAAGCAUAUAAUAUGAUUAUGGAAUAAGUUUAAGACACGGUAUAUGAAAUAAUAACUACAAUUGAUAAAUGUGUCUAUCAUUGACAAUAACAUGUCUAGAGAAAAUGAGUCCUUAUUUGACCAUAAAAUAUGUAAUAAUUAUAUUCUCGUACUUUUAAUUUUAUACUCAUGGGAAUGUAAUCCUGAAUACUCGGAAACCUAGUUUUUGUGAUGCUUGAGUCUGAAGAAGUCUUAUUUACAAAUUAAGAAUAUUAUCUUUUGGAUUAAGUACCUAUAUUAUUUGUAUUUUGGUAUCAUAUUGGGACAGUGCAAAAUUGAACCUUCUAAUAAAAAUUGAGCUCGUCUCAAUUGAAUUUAAUCCCAUAUUGUAAUUAAUUUUGUACAAUUGAAAAGUAGAUGUUUAUUGUAUAGAAACUAUUUAUUUUAUUUGUAAAUAAUGAUAUUGUAAAUAUGUUCAAUUUUUAUGUAAAGUUUGUAGUACGUAAAAAUUAAGGUGUGGACUUAUCAUGUACAGGAAUAUUGUAAAUUUAUUAGGAAAGAAGAUGCGAUUGAUAAAGUUGGUCGAUGAAAUGUUGUACAAUCACUUGCCCAUAAUAGACUUGCCAAAGAUUCCCCAUCAGUGAGAAGACAAUACCUAUGAAAAAGCUUUCCAUUCUAUCAUCAUAACACAUCUAAUUAAUUACUCUUGUUCUUGUAAAUAAUAUUAUUGUAAUUUUACAAUUUAUUAUCAAAUCACGUUAAAUAAGUGUAUCAUUGUGAUUCGUGCUAGCAUGAUUCGUUUCCUACUUGGAUAAAAAUUAAAUGAUUGAAGCCCAAUAAUAUCUUGAUGACUUGAAAAAUGUUUGUAUCCCUAUGCUAGCUUAAUUGAAGUCAAAUUCUAAACGAAAGCAACUUUCAUGUCAAAAAUUUUUUAUCGAAUCUUUUGAAUUAUUUUCAAUCUUCAAAAAAAUGUACAACAUUGUGAUUUCAAUAUCAACGUUUGAAAAAUAACAAUUAAAAAAACAUUUUACACAAUUCAAA